Messenger RNA from Anopheles merus, 5045 nucleotides. It is a transcript of the gene dlt, whose product is annotated as protein disks lost. Lineage: Eukaryota; Metazoa; Arthropoda; Insecta; Diptera; Culicidae. Gene Ontology annotation, biological process: chromatin organization. Gene Ontology annotation, cellular component: nucleus. The record is from RefSeq and is a predicted model, not a curated record. The transcript has 12 exons. Bases 251 to 4861 code for a protein of 1536 amino acids.
UCAAACACGUGCUGUCAAACUAACUAGAAACAAAAAUGAAAAAAAUAGAUAGCUUUGCAACGAUGACCACUUGUUUGGCCUAGUUUUGUUGCAAAAUAAGAAGAAGUACUGCUAAUUUACUCCUUUCGGAACUAUGUGUAUUGUUCAAUUGUGAAAAACUUUCCACUGCAGUGAAUGCUUGUGAGUGUGUGUUUAUGUACGCGCUAAAAUCGUGAAACCGUGUAGAGUGUACGCCGUUCAAGACUACAAAAUGAAUGAAGACAUGUUGAAAGAGAUGGUGGAAUCUCAAAUUCCACCAUCACAAGAUGUUCAAGAAUGGUUUCUUCAAUAUUUUAAGAAACAUGAAGCUCAUCAGCAACGCUCUCUGGAGGCAUUUGCCAGCUACUUCACCAGUUUUAUCCGUGCGCAAACGGAAGAUUCAUCGAGAACCGCUCGACCAAGAUGUGACACACCGAGAAAGGUAUCAACCGGUACCGCAUUCGAGACUAAUCCGGCCGCCCAGCUGCGGAAACUGUCAAUCAGCGACGGCUCUUGUUAUCCAACGUCCGGUAUCCCCCCGGGGACCGCAACGCCGACUGCUGAAGGUCGCCCCACCAAUCGGGCCAGCGAACUUGACACCACCGGAACACCGGUACAUUUGAUAGCGCGCCAGCUUUUCGACCCUCCCGGUGGUGGUCCACUGGAGACGGGUGCAAAAUCGGCAGCCGGCAGUGCUCGGACAUUCGAUAAUUUGGCUACCGAAGACAUCGAACUGAAAGAAGCGAUUGGGUGUUCCACUCCGAAACACUUGCCACCGCAACAUAAUGCGGCCAACGGUGGUCAUCCUGCUACGCCCGGCAACAACGAAAAUCAAACCCUAUCACGCUGCAGAAACGCGAACGAACCCGUCUUCUCGACGCCUCCCCGGAGCAGCAAUAAUGCUUCGCGCAGCGCCGGUGGGGGUAAUAUGCUUCUGUCCUUUAGCAGCACCCCGAUUGCCGGCAGCCGUGGAAAGACUACGUCACACCAUGGAUCAUCGCUACGCAACGGAAGUCUGGAGGUCUCGAAUCUAUCGGCCAACAGCAGCACGUUCGGCUAUGGGUCGCACCGCCAGGAGGCGAGUGGUUUAAGCGAUGGGACGGGUCGACGGAGCAAGACAAGCUUACCUUGUUUCGGUGACUUUAUCACAGCACAUACGAGCACUCGGCCCCAUAGAAACCGGCGCUCGCCAUUUGCGGGCAAUGCAAGCACGACCAGCAAUGAUCCCGGUGGCCUUAAUUCGCCCAGCGUACAGAAAGGUCCGUUGUUUCAGGAUAAUGACUUUCCGCAGCUAAGCAUGACUCCAAACAGUUCCAAAACAUCCCUCAGCGAACAGCCGGACGCUGGUGGCAGUGGGAAGAGGUCAGGAACGCAGCGGAGACGCAUCGCUCCAACCACCGUCAGCCGGUCGGUAUCGGGGCGCCAUGACUUCAACUCAUCAUCAUUUCUCGCGGAAAACAAUCUCAUAUCAAUCGAAAGCCAAGAGGACGCUAGCCACGAUCCUCGGGGAAUGUUGCGCCACCGAAAGGAGGAGAUACGCAACGAUUUCCAGGCCGAGGCGGCACAAAAUCAACGCUCCGUCCGUGCAAAGCAAUCAUUGCAGACAUCUUUUAAUCACGUAGAUAAUGCAACUCCCGCACCUGAGCUCGCUGCAAGUAUGCCAGACGAGCUUACGCAACUAGAGAGCGUUACAGAAGGUGGUACGAGUGCGCCCAGAGUGAUACUAAUCAUAGAAUUUGACAAAGUUACUCAAAAAUCAACCAUUGAUCGGCUGGUAGCCAUCUAUGCGCUGCUGAUGGAUCUCAACCUUGUGCCGAACAUGCUGAACGAGCUGGCCUAUCUGAUCAACUUGGUUAGCACCGAACGGUACAUCGCCCAGGACGCACAAAAGUUCCUCGAAGCAACCACAUCCGCCGGGACAGACAAUGGACCGGCGGCGGAACUUAGCAACGUCCUGCGCAGCCCGCACAACUGUGUCUACUUUGCGGCGGAAGUGCUCCACAGCCAGCGAACGCAGCUCGCACUGCUCGACAGCACCUCACUGCGGGUGGUGGUUGAGAACGAACAGCUGGGGGCGCUGCAUCCGACGUUGAAUGGUUUCCUGCGGGACAUGCUGGGGCAGAAGAUGAAACUUGAGAACGCUUUCAUCAGCCAGCAGGGUACGGGCGGUGGCGAUCUCGUGCCGAAUAGCAGCAUCACGAACGUGUUUUACCAGCAGGAAAAUGAUACGAAGGAUCACUUUCCUUCGUCAAAGGAAUUUAAUGCGUUCAACAAGCAGCGGGAUCUGUUCUACGCUACGCUGAGAACAUGGGAAACCGAACACCUCAACCCAGCGUGGGAGUUCGAGACGAAGCUUGGCACAAAAGUGCGAGCCAUGUUGGACAUUUUACACCAUCCAAUCAAUAUGUCCCACUUGGCUAAACUGUUUAGUGCACAGCUGAUCAUAUCGUUUAACUUUGAUAACUCCGCUAGCGAACUGCAAAUGGCGCUACCCAACAUAGACCUGACGAAGCUAUCCAAACUGCGGCAGCGACUGGUUGCGCCGAGCAUUUUCUCUACCCAAUAUCUCUUCCCCGGCAGUCAGAUGUUUUUCCGCGAUUUUAUUGUGGCUAGCGAAAACCAUCAGAUAUUCAUCGAGCAGCUAAAAGCGGUCCUCAUCCACGAGCUGCUCCAGAUGGACAGUUCAACGUACGAUGUUUUCAACAUAUCCGAUGGAGAAAAUUCGAACCGCUCGGAAUACGUGGUCCGCCCGGAAACAAUCGCCACGAUGCGUGUGCUGGCCAAAUUUAUCGGUUUCAUCGUCGCCCGCCCAUACCAGUAUGAAGGAUGCCGCAACACGCUGGUGGAAAAUCGUCAAAUCGAGCUGCGUAAUAUGUUACUACCUCCGUUUGACGUGAAACCGGCACUUAUAAGAGCAGUGACCGAUCGCAAGCUCUUGAUAACCGUCCCGUGGCUCGUUCAGUAUCUCAGCAUGUUGGACGUGGUGACACUCCGCUUGCGCUACUACGAAGAACUUUUCCGGAUGCUGCACGACAUCUACAAGGCGACGGCUAUGUGCAAAAUGGCGACGAGCUACGACUUAUUUGCCAUACCCACCUCAAAGUUUAUCGUUCGAUCCUGUUUGGACUGGUUGUACGAUCAGUCCAACGUACCAGAGGAGUACUACCACUAUUCAUCGGAUAUGUUCGGCAGCGUUGCUAAGGAACCGUCCACGCACGUUCAAGCACUGGCUGCUGUUGCUAACCAGUCGCUUACAGCAAGGGAAAGUAAACGUAGCAUCGAAAAGCCCUUAGUUUUUAACGCCAUUCUGGAGCACAUCCUUAGCGCUGCUUGUCCUUUUUUGGCCGAUUUUCGUGUGUCCGUGAUGCCUUCCAAGGUGGAGAAAACACUUUCCAGAACGGGCCGGUAUCGGCACAUCACUACACGCUACUCGGGGGCACCAACAUCACACCAGUCUGGUGCUGCGAGUGAGCUUCCGGCAGCGCUAGAAACGUCGUUGGACAUUUCCGCUGCGAGCGGCGGUCAUAAUCUUUCGAAAUUGUCACAUGGUAACGUUCAGCAACGCUUGGUCGAAGGGUUCCUGCAGUCGCAAAGCCAAUCGAUGCGGCGCACCGUGGAGCUCAUCAUAGACCGUUCCACCUCGGCUGUAAUAAAGGACUUCCAAAUGCUGUACAUUCUGCCUGAGAAAAAGAACGUGAACGAGCUUAUUGCCGGUGUGGACGCGAACACAUUGGAGGACACAAAGCGGCGCAUCCAAAGCAUUUGCGACGAAGCACUGGACCGCAUUAACAAUACCUGGGAGAGCAACGUGCCAAAAAUGCUAAACAAACGAAUCACGAAAUCGUUUGAUGCAUUGCUCCCGGCGGAAACUGUAGACCCGGUACGCAAGCUGUGUAGAAAUAUUACAUUAGAAAGGUGCCUUCACAAAUGUAAUGAAUGGCGACAGUCAUACAUUUCUAACACGGGUUUAUUUUGUAAGGAUGUUGCAAGUGAAGCACAAAGCUUAACGUACAGAAAUCAUCAUCAGCAGCAGCAGCAGCAACAGUUGAAUAAAACAGUUCCAACGAAUAACAAUCCAAUGGAAUUCAGCGUUUCGGAAAAUUGCGCUAUCAUGCCAUCCGGUUUCUACGUAAAACUUCAAAUGAUUGUACACCAUGCUGCGUCCAGCCCGGAAAAAAUUUCCGCAAACGAGCUGAAUGAAUUUCUCGAACUAACGAAUGCUUUCCUUGACCAGCCCGGGCUCACCACGACACCGAUGAUGGACCGGGUGUUGGGGUUGAUGAUUCUUCAACUCAUUUUACUUUUAAUAAAAUCACGCUGUGAUCUUAGCUUACCGGAGCUUUUCCAACGUGCGGUUAAGAUUUGGAAGCAUAACAAGCUGGCCCAAUUCUGUGUGCCACCACCAUCGGAAUCGGACGAAUUACCUGCAUCCCCUACGUCACACGAACGAUCCUUACUGUAUCCGGCACAAAUUGAGCAGUAUCGCCGCAAGCGAAUGCAACGAGAUGCUAAUUACAUCUUCUCCCAUGUGGUAAGCAAACGAUUUAUACGUAUGCUUGAGGUAAACACAGUGCCCAAACCACACUAUGACAACUAUGCCGAAUUUAUCACCAUCCUGCUGGACGCAGGUAUCGUAACGAAAGAUUUGCUAAACGAUCAAUUCGUUACAAUAUUUCACGAAGACUGGCCACAGCCCACCCUUGACCGCGUUUCAACCGUCAUCAAGCGAGUGUUGCAGAAAAGCGGACCUUCCGGACGGCACGGUCACAACAUCGACGACUCGCAAUCGGAAAUGUUUUUGGAGAUGUUAUCCGAUAUUGCAAGAGAUAUUACAGACCUUUGAUAUUCAAAAUCACGCUCAUCGCUUCAGUCACGACUAGGCUUUAUCCACCCGACAACGGUAUGUCUCAGGCUAUCUCAGCUGAUACGCAGCUGUAUGUUGGUGAUAGUUUUAUUUAACUUAGAUUUCAAUUUAGCGGAAAAGAUGACGAUAAACAAUGACGAAAUAAUACUUUUUUAUUUUAAAG